Messenger RNA from Polyodon spathula (Mississippi paddlefish), 1677 nucleotides. Its product is annotated as zonadhesin-like. Bases 16 to 1383 code for a protein of 455 amino acids. The transcript is spliced from 9 exons. NCBI's taxonomy places the organism in Eukaryota, Metazoa, Chordata, Actinopteri, Acipenseriformes, Polyodontidae. The record is from RefSeq and is a predicted model, not a curated record.
AUUGUACCAUUUGAAAUGCUCCAGGCUGGUGAUACCUGGAUCACUGCCCAUUGUGCCCAGACAUGCAGAUGUGGAGAAGGAGCACAGAUCCAGUGUGAUCCCUACAGCUGUGAAGCAGGGUCAAUCUGCACCCUAAACAACAAAGGACAGUUCAGAUGCAAACCUACAGGGUUUUCGAGGUGCUCUGUGAAUGGGGAUCCCCAUUAUUACACCUUCGAUGGGCUUCUUCACCACUUCCAAGGCAAUAAAACCUACACACUGGUCCGCACCUCAGAUCUGCCCCAGAACCUGCCAGCAUUCCACAUAGCGGGCAGGAAUGAACCCGUGAAGGAGAAUAAAAAGCUUACUAACCUCUGGGAGCUCAGAGUGGAGGUGUACAACCACACAGUGCGGCUGCAACAGAAAAGGACAGUUUUGUUGGACGGUGAGAGAGUGUUCCCUCCAGCCUUCCCUCACGAUGGACUCCGAGUCACUCUCAGAUCCUCCAGGUUAUUCCUGGAGACAGACUUUGGCUUGUCGGUGGCCUUUGAUGGAGCAGAGAAUGCAGAUAUAACCCUUCCCAACACGUACAAGAAAAGAGUAGGGGGCCUGUGUGGAGAUUUUGAUGGAAAGUACAAAAACGAUUUUAGGAAGCCAGAUGGCACCCGAGUUACAGAUGUGAAUGAGUUUGGAGAAAGUUGGAACGAUCAGAAGAGUGCUUUGAUCAUCAGCAGGCCAAGGGCAGCUCCAGAGGAACAUGCUGAUGAUCCUGAGCUGAAUACUGGCAGCAUCACUGAGUGCGCAAUGCAGAUAAGUGUGAUCACCAGCUCCCUCUACUGUGGAGCAAUCUCCGACCCCCUGGGUCCGUUCCAGCCCUGUCACCACGCAAUUCCACCUGAAGUGUACCAAACGAACUGUGUCUUUGACCAGUGCUCUUUAUUCAAUGACACUGGAAUGCUGUGUUCCAGUCUGGAGCAAUAUGCACUGGCCUGUCAGGAAAGAGGGAUUGCCUUAGGAAACUGGAGAGAAAGAACCCCUUGUGAGAGGAGGUGCCCAGUGAACAGUCAGUACAGAGCCUGUGCCACUGCCUGCCCUGCCUCUUGCGGGGACCUGGCUGCCCCUUGGGACUGUGAAGCCCCGUGUCUGGAGGGCUGCGAGUGUCUGCCUGGCUUUGUGCUCAGUGGCCUGGACUGUGUGCCCUACAAGGAGUGUGGCUGUCUCUACCAGAACAUGUACUACAAGGCUGGUGAGAGUUUCAUCACAGUGGAUUGCACUCAGAACUGCACCUGCACUCACACUUCAGUUCACUGUGUCCCAAUGCAGUGUGCCACCAAUCAGAUCUGCACCACCGCCAGCUUCGUUCGAGGAUGUUACAGUGGGCUGCAGGGGAAUGAUCUGUUGUGAAGGGGAGGAGUGUUUUUACUGACCACAAUGAGUACUGGAAAACCAUCACACAGGCUCCAAACUGCCAGGGAACCCAGACAAACACACAAGCUACUAACCCUGCAUUUCAUGAGAACACAAACAAAUAAUCUUAUAAUAAUAAUAAUAAUAAUAAUAAUAAUAAUAAAAUCAGGAAUGUGUGGAGUGAUUUUUCUUUUUUAAAACUUAUUAGCAUUCUGUUAAAAUGAAAGCUGUUUUGUAGGUUCAUAGUAGUGGAGCACUUGUAAUUGCAUUUAAUAAACUCUUUCUUUCUUA